ACGUUGUACGUCAAUGAAAUAUUAUCAUUUGUUUUCACGAAUUAUUGUGAAUUUGUAAUCGUAUGGUUGUAUACUUGUAAUCUUAUAAUUUUUAUACAAUUCAUGUGUUUAUUGGAUCUAACUUUAAUUCAAAAACAUAUGAUACUGCUAUUUUUAUUUCAUUAUUUUUAUAUUAUCCAGCAUUAUAUAAGUUAUGUGUAUAAUAUUAUAAUUUCUUUCUCUUAAUGUGAACAAAUCGUCAAAGAACACAACUAUGAAGUUCUUUCAAAUGAUGAUAUUUUGUUUCUAUUUUAACUAAGAAUUACACUGUCACUACAAAACAAAAUGAUAAAAAGAUUAGAAAAACGAAAUAUGCCUUUAUAGUCUCAGGUGAUACUUAUAAAAGGUUUUUCAUAAAACUUCUACAAGUACAAUGUUCAACUUCAAUAUUAUCAGUCAUGCGAGCCGAUUUUGGUUUUGUACAAUUGUAUCUCUUCGACGAGGCAUGCGUCAAAAUAGUCGUUUUUCAAGCCAUAGAUUUUUGUCCAGUGCAGGAAAGGCAGAAAAGCAACCAUCUGAGACAGAAAACAUAAUUAACGCCGAAAUCGCCGCUGUGAAAGAAUGCAAAACACCUCCAGAAGAUCGGAAGGUACCGGAAAAGCCCAGACUGCAGACUGUUCGAGUAUAUCGUUGGAAUCCUGAAAAACCAAACGUAAAACCUUUCAUGCAACAAUUCAGUGUGGAUUUAAAUAAAUGCGGCACCAUGGUAUUAGAUGUAUUGGCAUUAAUAAAAGCAGAACAUGACCCCACGUUAUCCUAUCGAAGAUCCUGUCGCGAGGGAAUUUGCGGAUGUUGUUCGAUGAAUAUAAAUGGUGUUAAUACCUUGGCUUGCAUCACAAAAGUGAAGGAAUCGCCAAAACCUAUAGUCAUAUAUCCUUUACCGCACUCAUACGUAAUUAGAGACUUAGUAACGGAUAUGGAACAAUUCCUGAAACAAUACCAGCAUAUUGAACCAUUUUUAAAACGUCCCGGAGAAGACAAUUUUCUCGGUUUACGACAAAUCCUACAAAGUCCAAAAGAUAGAGAUAAACUUAAUGGUUUAUACGAAUGCAUCCUCUGUGGAUGUUGUACUUAUUCUUGCCCACCGUAUUGGUGGCUUGGUGAUAAGUUUUUAGGUCCUGCAACUCUUCUGCAGGCUUAUAGGUGGAUAAUAGAUUCACGUGACAUGGGGCAUAAAGAAAGACUUAGUAAAUUACGUGAUUUUUAUUCCGUAUAUCGAUGUCAUACUAUUUUCAAUUGUACAAAAACUUGUCCGAAGGCUUUAAAUCCCGGAAAAGCAAUAGCUCAAAUAAAACGAUUGUUAGCGGGACUAACAAAGAAGGAACGGCCAGACAUGGAAACUCCACUUCCAAAUCCAUGUAACGGCGAAGGACAUUACCAAUGCAGAGAGGAAUAGAUGGAAAAAGGAAAACAUGAUUAAUGAAAUAUUAUUCUUGAUACGAUUUGUAAUUGUAUAUAAACCGGUAUUUUUUA
Molecule: messenger RNA, 1512 nt
Organism: Bombus pascuorum
Lineage: Eukaryota; Metazoa; Arthropoda; Insecta; Hymenoptera; Apidae
Exons: 5
Coding region: 413-1435 (340 amino acids)
Biological process (GO): respiratory electron transport chain; tricarboxylic acid cycle; aerobic respiration
Cellular component (GO): mitochondrial membrane
Molecular function (GO): electron transfer activity; iron-sulfur cluster binding
Source: RefSeq, a predicted model, not a curated record